UGGCUGAAGCAGUCACAUUUCUGUGCUGCCAGCAGCCCAAGCCCCAGAGCCCUGUGUUGGCUGCUGGGGCAGCGCUGGGCCCAUGGAGAGACCAGUGAAGGAUGGCAUCCUCUAUGUACAGCACUGCAAAUUUGGAAAGCGGACCUGGAGGAAGAUGCGAGCACAGCUCUUUGCUGCCAGCCCCUUUGGUGUGGCCCGUAUGGAGAAGUUUGAUGCACGGGAUGACGGCACAGUGCCUGACACCUCCCUGAGGCGCUGCACCCGCCGUGUCAUCCGCCUGUCUGACUGUGUCUCCGUUGGCCCCAUGGGCACUGAGAACUGCCCCAAAGCCACUGCCGCCUUCUACCUCACCACUACGGAGAAGAACUACGUGCUGGCAGCUGACCAGCGGGAUGAGUGGAUCGAGCAGCUCUGCCAGCUGGCCUUUCAGGUCAAAAAAGAAGCAGCACAGAGUAGCAGCACUGGGCUGCAGCCCAUCCCUAUGGAGGAGAACUGCCUCUACUCCUCGUGGCAGGAUUUGACGGAGUUCCCAGUGCUGGUGCUGAGGACGGAGGCAGCCACCCGCUGCAAGCUGCACGGGCACUACGUGCUGGCAGCCCUGCCCCAGAGCCUGACACUGAAGGAUGCGCAGUCCCAGCAGCCCCUGCUCACCUGGCCCUACCCGUUCCUCCGCAAAUUCGGCCAAGAUCAGCAGAACAUCUUUUCCUUCGAGGCUGGCCGCCGCAGCGACUCAGGCGAGGGCACCUUCACCUUCAGCACCCCGCGAGCUCCAGAGCUGUGCCGGGCUGUGGCCACCGCUAUCGCCUGUCAGCAGCAGGGCCGGGAGAGCCCCCAGCCCCAACUGUCAGCCCAAGGCCUCAGUACCCAACCCUGGGGGGCAGAGGCUGAAGACCCCCAGCACAGCCCAACACUGGGGCGGGCACAGUCGGGCUCAUACUCGGCCUCGCAUCCAUCACCCAACCUUCUCCGCUUCCCCGCUGUGGAGCCGGAGGCUGCUGGUCCUAUAUUGUAUGCCUCCAUUGCACGGGGCCAGCAGCCCCACUUCACGCCGUGCCCUGGCAAGCCGCUCCCCGAGCAUCUCUAUGAGAACAUCUUCACGGCCCAGCCUCGGCCUCUGGCGGAGGAAGAGGAAGAGGAGGAGGAAGGGCGCUGGGAGCUGGGCUGUCGCCAGGCCCCCGAAGGCCACAGCAGCGAGGCCACCGUCUCCUACCCCGCCCGCAGCGCCCCCCAGCCCCACAGACAGCGCUGGGGGCCGGGAGGAAGCGGAGGAGACGCGGAGGAACGCUCCCGGCCGAAGCCUCAGCGCACCCUCCGGGCCAAACUGGUGCGGCUGCUGAGCCGGGACGGCCCCGGCGCGCGGGACUGGUCGUGAGCGGGAAUAAAGGCCGUGCACCGUCCGACCCCGGCACCGCACUCGGCCGCCAGAGGGCGCCGUAACACCCUCCGCCAUUGGUGUAAUCGAGCGGCGGCUCCGCCCCGCCCCGCUCCGGUCCUCUAUAAGCUCGCGCCGGUCGGGGAAGGGGGCGGUGCCCGUGUUCGAGUCCCCCAGCCGCCUGCUCUGCUCGCGCGUUGCGGCGCGAUUCGCUCGGCCCCGCAUCGCCGGGCAACCUUGCCCUGCCGCGG
Molecule: messenger RNA, 1623 nt
Organism: Meleagris gallopavo (turkey)
Lineage: Eukaryota; Metazoa; Chordata; Aves; Galliformes; Phasianidae
Source: RefSeq, a predicted model, not a curated record